Lytechinus pictus (painted urchin) is the source of this 3995-nucleotide messenger RNA. Its product is annotated as WD repeat-containing protein 5. The record is from RefSeq and is a predicted model, not a curated record. The transcript has 12 exons. Gene Ontology annotation, cellular component: transcription factor TFIID complex. The coding region runs from base 212 to 1243 and encodes 343 amino acids. Gene Ontology annotation, molecular function: RNA polymerase II general transcription initiation factor activity; protein binding. Lineage: Eukaryota; Metazoa; Echinodermata; Echinoidea; Temnopleuroida; Toxopneustidae. Gene Ontology annotation, biological process: transcription initiation at RNA polymerase II promoter.
UUUCAGUGAUGCAGCAAGCAAGUAACCACUGAUGGCAUCACCCUCGUAGUACGAGUCUCAAUUCAAAUUGAAACUCAGUUCAACUCUGUACUUUGAUGUGUGGAUGUGAAGAGGCAGAGAACGGUUUGACUCAUCAAAGACAACAGCAGGAAAUAAUCUCCAGCCAGAAGAAUACAGGAUCAUUUGAAAGAUUUAAAAGACAUUGAUAACCAUGUCUUCUGCGGAAGAUACAAAGCCCAAUGCAGGUGGUGAUGCUAAAUCAGUUAAACCUCAGACAACCUCUACGACAUCUUCAUCUGCUGCUGCUGCUGCUGCUAGUAAUCUCCCAAAGAGACCAAACUACUCUCUGAAAUUUACAUUAGCUGGCCAUACAAAAGCAGUAUCGUCUGUCAAAUUCAGCCCCAAUGGAGAGUGGCUUGCUAGCUCAUCGGCGGACAAACUUAUCAAGAUAUGGGGAGCAUACGAUGGGAAGUUUGAGAAGACUAUUUCAGGUCACAAACUAGGUAUAUCAGACGUUGGCUGGUCCAGCGAUUCAAGGCUUCUCGUCUCAGCAUCAGAUGAUAAGACACUUAAAAUCUGGGAUUUUAACACAGGCAAAUGUCUAAAAACAUUGAAGAGUCACAGUAAUUAUGUAUUCUGCUGUAACUUUAACCCACAAUCAAAUCUCAUCGUCUCGGGAUCGUUUGAUGAGAGUGUAAAGAUUUGGGAUGUGAAGACAGGAAAGUGCCUCAAGACGUUACCGGCUCACUCUGAUCCUGUUUCAGCUGUUGAUUUUAACAGGGAUGGUUCUCUGAUUGUAUCCAGUAGUUAUGAUGGUCUAUGUCGAAUUUGGGAUACAGCAUCAGGACAGUGUUUGAAAACACUGAUAGAUGAUGACAAUCCCCCAGUCUCUUAUGUCAAGUUCUCACCGAAUGGAAAAUACAUCUUGGCUGCAACGUUAGACAACACAUUGAAGCUGUGGGACUACAGUAAAGGAAAAUGUCUAAAGACAUACACUGGUCACAAGAAUGAGAAAUACUGCAUCUUUGCAAACUUCUCUGUCACAGGAGGAAAGUGGAUUGUAUCAGGAUCAGAGGAUAAUAUGGUGUAUAUAUGGAAUCUACAGACGAAAGAAAUUGUACAGAAACUACAAGGACAUACAGAUGUCGUCCUGUGCACGUCAUGCCAUCCAACGGAAAACUUGAUUGCAUCAGCAGCGCUGGAGAACGACAAGACGAUAAAAAUAUGGAGAUCAGACUGCUAACGAUGGAGGGCAUUUUUAUUGUACAGUAUUCUUGUGUAAAUCUUGAACUUUGACCUUCCAUUGUCUGCUAUUUCCUGUUUGGAUUCCUCUGGAGUCGCCAAGCUUUGUAAAGGAACAAUUCUUAAUCAAGUUUACCCAGCAUUGGAGAUGAUCUGUCAACUCUUUUUUGGGAGAAAGAACAGAGCUUUUUUUACUCUUGGAGACAUUGUGGACUAGAACUAUGAAUGAAAUUUAAGAAUGAACCCUUGGUGGAAAAAAUACCAAGCUCACCGGCAAAUAAUUUUGGGUUUAGUAAUUAGUUGCAAAGCUUUUGUUUUUAAUUGCUGGACUUGAUUUGAAAGAAACUGGAAAUUAAUUUUAGAAUUUUCUAUUCAAUAUUCAGGUACUGCUACAGUAGAACAGAUCAAAUGAAUGUGCAGAGAUCAUGCGAUUUCAAUUGAUUGUUCUUUUGAGUGAAUUCAGUGCCUUUUAUAAGGGUUUCAAUGUACUUGAAUUCAUCUCUGAUAGGAAAGCCGUCAACCACAUAAUUUGCUAGCUUGAAGAGUGUCAGAAAUAGCUUUAUCAAGAGGUACAGUUGUAGUUUAAAUCUGCACAAGUCAAAUAAUUGCUUAAGUCAGAGCAAUUCAGACCAGAUAAUGCAAACAUAUGCUAUUCACCUCUUAGAAGUCACAUUUUUGCAAGUCAGUUUUUCGUGGCCCCAGGAGAAUUGAUUAAAGCAGAAUCAUCUGUAUAAGUAUUAUUAAUUUGACCAAUAAGUAUUUAUCUUUAUGUAUCCAUGGGAAAUAUGGAUGCGUGGGCUAGAUGCUUAAAUAUGGUGCUUCUGGCUUUCCAUAGUGAUUUUUUUGUUGUUUUUCUUAAAUCAAUAUAACUUGCUAAGAACCAUGGAGUAAUCAUCAUUUUAAUAAUGGAAACAUUUCUACCCCCUCUAUAUUAUACAUGAAUAUAAUGCAAAGUACAUUUGAAUCUGCUUUAGCAACCACCUGUAUAGAAAGGACACAAAUUUGAUUUUCCCCAGUGAACCAUGCAUCCACCUGCUCAACGAGACUACUUUCCCUGUUUGCCUUCAGUGGUCUUUAUCGAGACAGGUUUUAGUUUAUAUAAUCCCCUCUCUCUCUAGAUAAAGAUUAAACCACCCGAGUAUGAUGAUACUUGUUUGCUUUAUUGGUAGCAGAUGGGUGUUUCAUAAAGCUGUUCGUAAGUUAAGAGCGACUUUAAGAACGACUGGUAAUCCUUUCUUACGUGCUUAACCAUUGCCAAUGAAUAUACCAUUUACCACAAGAAAGGAUCACCAGUCGUUUUUAAAAUCACUCUUAACUUACGAACAGCUUUAUGAAACACCCACCUGGUUAUGUUAUUGCUGAGCAUUACUUGAAAGUUUUGACCUGCAAGCUGAAAACAAGCUUUUAUUGCUUGGAUCUAGAGCCACUCCCAGUUUUGUAUCCAACACAUCUUAUUUGGUGUAACCCUCCUUGAAGAAGAGAAGAGAAUGAGAGCAAGCAACGAUCUGAAACAAACUGUCAAAGCAAUAUUUUCAGACAAGAUUGUGCAAGGCAUGUGUUAUGUUCUGUAAAAUCAAAUUUUACCUCAGUCAAACAGAUUUCUCUUGUUCCGAGACAUCCACUUAUGCAGAUUAACCUGUAGUUCUCAUUAUCAUGGUUUAUUUACUAAAGAGGCAAAGUUUUAAACCAAGUUUGGAGUAAAUUCUGUAUUCCAUAUGCGUAUCAGGCAAGGUUAAAUAAUAUCUUAUUACUUUGUAUGGCUAUUGGUAUGGAGGUAUGUAAAUGCAUGGUGGUUUUCUCUAUCAUUUGGUCACGUUUUCAAUUCCUACUGCAGCAUUAGAUUCCUUUGGCAAGGCAUCAAUCUACACUUUCCACCCAUGUAUUAAAUGGGUACCUUGUAGGAUUUUAAAGCUGAUGUAUGAAGCCUUACAUUUGAGCUUGGAAGCUUUUGUUGAAAUGCUCCCCAGGGUGUGUAGAAAGUGUAAACUUUUUUUGAUGACCACAGAAAUAAUAUAUGCAAAGUGCUUUCCCCAAAGCAGGAAAAGAAAUAACUGAUUCAUUCGAAGGUACAGCCAAGUCCCAAGGAUGCAGCUAUAUUAGGGGGAUUUCUAUUGCUUCUCACAAAGUCUGGUGUCAGUAAAUCGCAAUCUACUCCCCAUAAAAUCUCCACAAGAUUGACUCACUUUAUUGUAAAAGGAGGUUUUCUUCUAGUCACAUUUAAAGUCUAGAAUACGGCAAGGGUUGUCUGAACAAGCUUAUUUGGCGUUGAAAGAAACUUACAUGUAUGUUCAAUUUCAAAGUAAGACAAGUUCUAAAAUCAAUUGUAAUGGCCCAUUGCAAGGCAAGAAAGUUAGAUGCAUUGAACGCAAAUCAACUACAAAUUUGCAUUUAAUCAAAGAAUUACCCUUGAUAUUGAGACUUCUUCUUGAUUUGGAAUUGAAGUUGCAAAGCUCCGUAUGUUUUACCUUCACUUUUGUCUAUCAGAUAGCUAUGCAUUUAUGGAUAGCAUUUUAUCCAUUAAUGUGAAACAAAAUCAUUAUUUACUUCAUAUAGUAGAGUAUGUAAUCAUAGCUCUCACUAAUCAUAUGUUACAAAGCCUCCAUUUACUGUCAUGAAUAAUGUUCAUACAAAUAAUGAAUAAAUUGGUUUUGUUUUUUGUAGAAGUUUGUAUAUUCAGUUUGUUGUCAGGUGGCUAUGCUCCUGUUAUUCCAAAAUUCUGAUUUGUAAUAAAAUGAUUUGUACAGUUGAUAUUA